Molecule: messenger RNA, 8010 nt
Organism: Sciurus carolinensis (gray squirrel)
Lineage: Eukaryota; Metazoa; Chordata; Mammalia; Rodentia; Sciuridae
Gene: Clasp1
Product: cytoplasmic linker associated protein 1
Exons: 43
Coding region: 426-5102 (1558 amino acids)
Biological process (GO): mitotic spindle assembly
Cellular component (GO): cytoplasmic microtubule; microtubule organizing center; spindle microtubule
Molecular function (GO): microtubule binding; kinetochore binding
Source: RefSeq, a predicted model, not a curated record
CUCAUUGGGGUGGAGGAGAAGGCGGCGGCUGUCCGGUCCGCAGCGGCAAACAGUAGCGAAUAAUAGGAUUGUACAAUAUUCUACUGAUGAAAGCUAUGUACAUUUUGUGCUUGUGUUGAAUUCGUGCAGUGAAGCUUUUUAAUGGACUGCUGAAUUAUGAAGUAUUUCAGACCCAGUAGUAGAACAUCACUCAGCCACUCACUCCUUUAUCUCCUACUAGUUAUUUAAAUUGGACUUUUAAUAUCCUACCAGCUGCUCUUCAGACACACAUGGUGCAUUGUUGCCAUUCCCGGGAUUGCAUCUUUGAAACACAAGCUCUUAGUAACCUUCAGCAAACAAAGAGGCAACCUCCCAGGUCCGGCUACAGGGAGGGAGUCAUCCUGACUGCCCUCUAGCUUUUGCUGGAUCUGGAUUUGAAUUCCACCAUGGAGCCUCGCAUGGAGUCCUGCCUGGCCCAGGUGUUGCAAAAGGAUGUGGGGAAACGACUGCAGGUUGGCCAAGAACUUAUAGACUAUUUCUCAGAUAAACAGAAGUCUGCUGACCUUGAGCAUGACCAGACCAUGUUAGAUAAGCUUGUGGAUGGACUUGCUACCUCUUGGGUGAACUCUAGCAAUUACAAGGUGGUUCUUCUGGGCAUGGACAUCCUGUCGGCUCUGGUGACCCGGCUGCAGGAUCGGUUCAAGGCGCAAAUCGGCACAGUGCUGCCAAGUCUAAUCGACAGACUGGGAGAUGCUAAAGACUCCGUGAGGGAGCAAGACCAAACUCUGCUGCUAAAGAUCAUGGAUCAAGCUGCUAAUCCCCAGUAUGUAUGGGACAGAAUGCUUGGAGGCUUCAAACACAAGAAUUUCCGUACAAGAGAAGGCAUCUGUCUUUGCCUUAUUGCAACACUCAAUGCCUCUGGAGCACAUACUCUAACACUAAGCAAGAUCGUGCCACAUAUAUGUAACUUACUUGGAGAUCCCAACAGCCAGGUUCGAGAUGCAGCAAUAAACAGCUUAGUGGAAAUUUACAGACAUGUAGGAGAACGUGUGAGGGCAGAUCUCAGUAAAAAAGGAUUGCCACAGUCCCGGCUGAAUGUCAUUUUUACAAAAUUUGAUGAAGUUCAAAAAUCUGGAAAUAUGAUACAGUCUGCAAAUGAUAAAAAUUUUGAUGAUGAAGAUUCUGUGGAUGGUAAUAGACCUUCCUCUGCUAGUUCUACAUCAUCCAAGGCUCCUCCAAGCUCACGGAGAAACGUUGGAAUGGGGACCACCCGCCGGCUUGGGUCAUCCACUCUUGGAUCCAAGUCUUCAGCUGCAAAAGAAGGUGCUGGUGCUGUUGAUGAAGAGGAUUUUAUUAAAGCAUUUGAUGAUGUACCUGUAGUGCAGAUUUAUUCCAGCCGAGACCUUGAGGAAUCCAUAAACAAAAUUAGGGAAAUAUUAUCUGAUGACAAACAUGAUUGGGAGCAGAGAGUAAAUGCUCUAAAAAAGAUUAGAUCUUUACUUUUGGCUGGUGCUGCUGAGUAUGAUAACUUCUUUCAACAUCUGCGUCUUUUGGACGGAGCCUUUAAACUCUCUGCUAAGGAUCUGCGGUCUCAGGUAGUGCGGGAGGCUUGUAUCACAUUGGGGCAUCUGUCAUCGGUUCUAGGAAAUAAAUUUGACCAUGGAGCUGAAGCCAUUAUGCCAACUAUCUUUAAUUUAAUUCCAAACAGUGCCAAAAUUAUGGCCACUUCUGGUGUUGUAGCUGUUAGGUUAAUCAUUCGGCACACACACAUCCCUAGACUAAUACCUGUUAUAACAAGCAACUGUACCUCUAAGUCUGUUGCAGUUAGAAGGCGCUGUUUUGAAUUUUUAGAUUUGCUUUUACAAGAAUGGCAGACACAUUCACUGGAAAGACACAUAUCAGUAUUAGCUGAAACAAUAAAGAAGGGAAUCCAUGAUGCUGAUUCUGAAGCAAGAAUAGAAGCCAGGAAAUGUUACUGGGGCUUCCACGGUCACUUCAGCAGAGAAGCAGAGCACUUAUAUCACACCUUGGAGUCCUCCUACCAGAAAGCCCUGCAGUCCCAUUUGAAGAAUUCAGACAGCAUAGUGUCUCUGCCUCAGUCCGAUCGCUCGUCUUCUAGCUCUCAGGAGAGUCUCAAUCGGCCACUCUCUGCCAAAAGAAGCCCUACUGGCAGUACCACAUCUAGAGCUUCUACAGUUAGCACCAAAUCUGUAUCAACAACCGGAUCCCUCCAGCGAUCUCGAAGUGAUAUUGAUGUGAACGCAGCUGCCAGUGCCAAAUCUAAAGUCUCCUCAUCUUCAGGCACGACACCCUUCAGUUCUGCAGCGGCUUUGCCUCCAGGGUCCUAUGCAUCUUUAGAGUCCAGACCCCUGAGGGAAGACAUGGAGUACGUAGGCCUGGAUGCAGGUCGCAUCCGCACAAGACGGCAAAGCUCUGGGAGUGCCACAAAUGUUGCUUCUACACCUUCUGACAGUCGGGGCCGCAGUCGUGCUAAAGUGGUUUCACAGUCUCAGCGAUCCAGAUCUGCUAAUCCUGCUGGUGCUGGCAGCCGGUCAAGUUCCCCAGGGAAAUUGUUGGGAAGUGGCUAUGGUGGACUUACUGGGGGUUCCUCGAGAGGCCCACCUGUGACACCAUCUUCAGAAAAACGAAGCAAGAUUCCCAGGAGUCAGGGGUGUAGCCGAGAAACAAGUCCAAACCGAAUAGGAUUAGCACGGAGCAGCCGUAUCCCUCGACCCAGCAUGAGUCAGGGGUGCAGCCGCGAUACCAGCCGUGAGAGCAGCCGAGAUACGAGCCCUGCUCGGGGCUUCCCUCCACUCGACCGGUUUGGGCUGGGCCAGCCAGGAAGAAUACCCGGUUCUGUAAAUGCUAUGAGAGUUUUGAGCACGAGUACAGAUCUGGAAGCUGCAGUUGCUGAUGCUUUGCUGUUAGGAGACGCCAGGAGCAAGAAGAAGCCCGUGAGGAGGAGAUACGAGCCAUAUGGGAUGUAUUCUGACGAUGAUGCCAAUAGUGAUGCCUCAAGUGUUUGCUCUGAGCGCUCAUAUGGCUCCAGGAAUGGUGGAAUCCCCCAUUAUUUGCGGCAGACGGAGGAUGUAGCAGAAGUUCUCAACCACUGUGCGAGUUCAAACUGGUCAGAAAGGAAAGAAGGGCUGCUGGGCCUGCAGAACUUGCUGAAGAGCCAAAGAACACUGAGUCGAGUAGAAUUGAAGAGAUUGUGUGAGAUCUUCACCCGAAUGUUUGCUGACCCUCAUAGCAAGAGAGUUUUCAGUAUGUUCUUGGAGACUCUUGUGGAUUUUAUAAUAAUUCAUAAGGAUGACUUGCAAGACUGGCUUUUUGUUCUUCUCACACAAUUACUUAAGAAAAUGGGAGCAGAUUUGCUUGGAUCUGUGCAAGCAAAAGUUCAGAAGGCUCUAGAUGUCACAAGGGACUCCUUUCCAUUUGAUCAACAGUUUAACAUUUUGAUGAGAUUUAUUGUGGAUCAAACUCAGACUCCAAACCUCAAGGUCAAAGUUGCAAUCCUGAAAUACAUUGAGUCUCUGGCCAGACAGAUGGAUCCAACAGAUUUUAUAAACUCUAGCGAGACAAGACUUGCUGUUUCUAGAAUCAUUACCUGGACAACAGAACCAAAGAGUUCAGACGUGAGAAAGUCCCCGCUUCAGCGUAGUCGAGUAGGGGAGGAUUUCCCUGCUAGGUCAGCAUCCACCUGCUCUGGGCCUGGAGAAGGAAACUUGGAAGAAAAUUGUAAACAGGCAGCACAGAUUGUGCUCAUCUCUCUGUUUGAAUUGAACACUCCGGAAUUUACCAUGUUACUUGGUGCCUUGCCAAAAACAUUCCAGGAUGGUGCCACCAAACUCCUGCAUAACCACCUCAAGAACUCCAGUAACACCAGUGUGGGAUCUCCAAGCAAUACAAUUGGCCGGACGCCCUCCCGACACCCCAGCAGCAGGACCAGCCCCCUGACCUCACCUACCAACUGUUCCCAUGGGGGUCUAUCUCCAAGCAUGCUGGACUAUGACACAGAGAACCUGAACUCUGAAGAAAUCUAUAGUUCUCUGCGGGGAGUUACAGAAGCCAUUGAAAAGUUUAGUUUCCGAAGCCAAGAAGAUCUGAAUGAGCCAAUUAAGCGAGAUGGCAAAAAGGACUGUGAUAUCGUAUCCCGUGACGGGGGAGCUGCCUCACCAGCCACUGAGGGCCGGGGAAGCAGUGAAGGGGAGGGAGGCAGGACAGCUCUGGACAACAAGACCUCCCUCCUCAACACCCAGCCUCCACGCGCCUUCCCAGGGCCGCGAGCACGGGAGUACAACCCAUAUCCCUACUCAGACACCAUCAACACCUAUGACAAGACUGCCCUGAAGGAGGCCGUGUUUGAUGACGACAUGGAGCAGCUUCGAGAUGUGCCCAUCGACCAUUCUGACCUGGUGGCUGACUUACUGAAAGAGCUGUCCAACCACAACGAGCGGGUAGAGGAGCGGAAAGGCGCCCUGCUGGAGCUGCUCAAGAUCACAAGGGAAGAUAGCCUGGGCGUCUGGGAGGAGCACUUCAAGACUAUCCUGCUGCUGCUGCUGGAGACCCUUGGAGACAAAGAUCAUUCAAUUCGAGCACUGGCAUUGAGAGUUUUGCGGGAAAUUCUGAGAAACCAGCCUGCAAGAUUCAAAAACUACGCUGAGCUGACGAUCAUGAAGACUCUGGAAGCCCACAAAGACUCCCACAAGGAGGUGGUGAGAGCUGCCGAGGAGGCUGCAUCCACACUGGCCAGUUCUAUCCACCCAGAGCAGUGCAUCAAAGUGCUCUGCCCCAUCAUCCAGACAGCCGACUACCCCAUCAACCUGGCCGCCAUCAAGAUGCAGACCAAAGUGGUGGAGAGAAUUGCCAAGGAGUCCUUGCUGCAACUCCUGGCGGACAUCAUCCCGGGCUUACUGCAGGGUUAUGACAACACGGAAAGCAGCGUGCGUAAGGCCAGCGUGUUUUGCUUAGUGGCAAUUUAUUCCGUAAUCGGAGAAGACCUGAAACCUCACCUUGCACAGCUCACGGGGAGCAAGAUGAAGCUACUAAACUUAUACAUAAAGAGGGCACAGACCACCAAUAGCAACAGCAGCUCCUCCUCCGACGUCUCCACGCACAGCUAGUGGCAGUGCCAAUCUCUGUGCAGAGCCAGACGCCAUCGGUGGUGCCUCAGACCCCCCCAUCGGCUGCCCAGUCAGUACGAGGAGGCCCGCACAUAUUUAUUACAAUCAGUAUUUUGGUCCCUUCCAGCUUUUGUGUAGAAUCUUACUGGUAUUGAAUGUAACAGAAGCAAGGCCUGUAUUGCAGUCUUCGUAGAAACGAAAGGAAUGAGAAACAACAAGAGCCAUACUUACACACGUCUUGUACCACCUGUUGCAAUCACAAAACCAUGUAUGUGGGGUGCAGUUUUUAACAAUCAGAGCUCUCUAGCCAAUGCUUGGUAAACAGUAGCAUUUUUUUUUUUUUUUUUCCAAUUAAGAACGGAUUGUGGGGGGGGGGUGUUCCUUACGUUCCUCAUUCUUAGCUUUCAUUCUCACGAGUUUGCCUUUGUGAGACAAAGCCCCCUACCCUCUUCCCAUCUGACACCAAGAAAGGGUGCAUGUCUUCCACCUCCUGAAAGUGGAACUCAAGUCUUAGCAGGAAAAGGAGAGGAGCUGGAAGCUGGUCUGUCACAUAGCUCACCAAGACUGGAACCAACUGUCCUGCUUCAAACCCAGAAUUAGGAAUGCCCCCUCUGAACAACCCCUUAGAUGCCCCUACCCCAGAGUUGCCAUUUCAGAAGAAUUCUUGAAGUAUAAGUCCAAACCAUACUUAUAAUUUAUAGCAUCCAUCAGGGAUGUCUGAAUGGGCAUUGUGUGAUGCACAAAAGGUAUAAGUCCACCUGUUUCCCUGCUAAGAUCUUGGGGAAUGGCUGUCAAGACGGGGAUUCUCCCUGGACCUCCAAGUCAGUGAUUCAAAUCUGGUGCCAUCUUUCUUCCCUCCCCAUAAGCUUUGCCUAAGCUGUUCAGUUCUAAAAUAUUCUCAACUAAUCUAGUAAACACCUACUUUACCAGCCCAGUUUUGGCUUCUCUGUGUAAUUUGGGAUUAAAAGAAAAGAAAAGUAUAGAUAAACCAGGUAUAUCCAAAUCAUUUUUAAUUCUAUAAGCUGAAGUACUAGAAAAAGUCAUUAUGGUGAGUGGCAGAUGGCAAAACUACAGGAUUUGACACUUUUAGAGUCUGUUUCCUUCCCUGGGAAACCUCUGGGCCCCUUUUUAACCUCUUUAGAGUCUAAUUGCUACAGAGAAAGUGACUAUGAAUUUGAACUCUGAUUAAAUGAGUCUUGAGUAAAAUUCUUAAGCCAAAUGGCAGUCUAAUGCAAUCAUAACGUCACCUGCCAUUGCUUAUGUUAGAUCCUCUGAUUGCACUGAUCCUCUGUAAGGAAAGUGCUUCCUCAGAUGUUAAUUUUAGUGAGGUCUUGGCUGUCCCAGUGCAGAGUCCACUACAGCUGCAGGGACUGAAAGCCAAGACUGGGGCACCCGAGUGUAUGCUUCUCACCCCCCGCCCCCAUUUCCACCACUCCCUUCUCUGGCCCUCUAGAUUCCACAGGGGAAGUUGUGAAAGAUAGAUAAUAUAUUUAGGAACACUGAAUAUGAAGGCCCCUAAUUUCCAGGUGUGUGUGUGUGUGUGUGUGUGUGUAGGGCAUAUCUUAUCAUGUGUCAAGUACCCCACUGCUGCUGCUUAGGGAACUUCAGGGGUGAAUUCUAAGUGGUUGACUAUUUUUGACUGACUUUGGCUCAAAACAGCAGGACCAGGCCUUACUUUCAAUGAUAAACACUGUUUGUGUGUUUGCUUGUUUGUUAAUAGUUCAUUAAUGGGAUUUCUUUUUAUAUUCUCAUAAGAGUCCCAGUGUCUUCUGGUUGCUCCUCUGUUGUGGAAACCCGCGUCCUGGUGAGGUCAUCUAUGAGUUUUCUUAGGCCUAAUGCAGUUAGACCCUUCUUCUGGAACUCUUUGGCUUCUAAAAGGUCACCACAUCCCCAGUGUAGUUGGAAGGCUCCCAAACAUUGCCUGAUGUCCUCCCGUACUCAAAAAGGGCUAGCCUCGAAUGUCACUUGCCCCCUCUUCAAUCUCCUGACUAGCGAGAGAGAACAAUCACUUCACAGGUCUCUUAGCCUCAGUCUGAAAACCGCUGCCCACCGUGCCACGCCGAGGAGACUCGCAUGCUGCCACCACCUCACCAGGGUGGCUGUGUUCACGCUGCCCUCUGAACCCUGACAGCUGCAGCUGCCUUGCCUUGCUGCCACCCCCUGCAGGGCUCCUGUCCAGAUGAAACCGUGGGACACAGCAGAGCAGAGCACUCAAAACUGUUGCCUCCCCAUCUACCUGACUGUCCAGGGCCUUGAAAACCCUCCUGCCCCGUGGUUAGGGGCCGGUUCGUCUGACUCUGCUUCCCUGAAAGCUGCUGCCACCUUCCUUAGACCACAGUCCCGCAGGUGUGGCCGGUCCUCAAGGCACACGGCUUUCUUCAAGUGCACUGCGUGUGCUUCACGGACCCGACACCACAGAGGGCCCCUGGCUGCUCCUCCUGUGGCUCACACUAGCUUCCCAGUACCCCCAGGUAAUGCAGAUGAUUUUGUCUUAUCAGUCAUUUUCUUUCCCUGUCACCCUUUACUUAUCAAGCAUAAUAUUACGACUUUAAAAGACAGCAAAUAAGAACUUUUUAGAACCCCAAGACUCUGCUAACAAUGUUUGGAAAUGAGAAAAGAAAUGCUCUGAAAACUAUCAGCCACCAAAAUAGUUUUGGCACUGUGUUCACACGCAUGGUCCCCACAUCCCCAGGUUGGGUGUUUUGUUUUGUUUUGUUGGGUUUUUUUGGGCUUUUUCAUGUUACAUCCAUAUCUGUAUUUAUAUCUUAUUUGUUUCACUUUCAAGUGUAUCAUGGCAAAUGUACAGAUUUUUUUUGUUAAUAAUGUGCUAGGAUUUGCUAAAAAAGAAAACAAACAAAAAAAACCCUUUUGAGUUUGCCCUAGAAUAAAUGAAACUUAAUUCAAUAUC